UCUUUUUCAUUCUCCGAGCUCAGCAGUCGACAUGCCUUUUUUCUUUUCUUUUUUGGAGUUUUUCAUUCAUAUUAGUAUUCAUACAGAAUGAAGAAGAAAGAAAAGGUGUUACUUAUGGGUAAAAGUGGGUCAGGAAAGACCUCGAUGCGUUCUAUUAUCUUUAGCAACUAUAUUGCUCGAGACACCAGAAGACUUGGCGCUACCAUCGAUGUAGAACAUUCGAAUGUUAAGUUUCUUGGUAAUCUCGUAUUAAACUUAUGGGAUUGUGGAGGUCAAGAAGCCUUUAUGGAAAACUAUUUUGCUUCUCAACGAGAUAGAAUAUUCAAGAAUGUCGAAGUUCUUAUUUAUGUGUUUGAUGUAGAAAGUAGAGAUUGGGAAAAAGACCUUCAUUAUUAUCAGUCUUGUUUAGAAGCCAUCCUUGCUAAUUCCAAAGAGGCUCGUAUCUUUUGUUUGAUUCACAAAAUGGAUUUAGUACCUGAACAUCAACGAGAUCAGAUUUUCGAACAAAGAGUGACUGAAUUACAAAAACGAUCUGAGCCAUUGACCAUUCAAGCCUUUCGAACAAGUAUUUGGGAUGAAACGUUAUACGCCGCUUGGUCUAAAAUUGUGCAUUGUCUGAUUCCUAAUAUUCGAGUGUUGGAAUCGCAUUUAGAUCACUUUUGUCGUAUUUGUGAUGCAGACGAAGUUGUUUUGUUUGAAAGAACGACUUUUUUGGUGAUUGCCACUGCUGCCACCAUACCACAUCAAGACCAUCAUCGAUUUGAAAAGAUCAGUAAUAUUAUCAAGCAAUUCAAUUUAGGAUGCAGUCGUUCACAAACAAGAUUUAAAAGUAUGGAGAUAAGAGGCAGUAGUUUUACUGCUUUUAUUGAUGUCUUGACAAACAAUACAUAUGCUAUGAUUGUUAUGUCAGAUCCAACUAUUCAAUCAGCAGCUACUUUGCUUAAUAUUGCCUCUGCUAAAAAGCAUUUUGAGAAACUUGAAGCUUCAAGAUAAACAUACAAAUAAACAGUCUCUUUAUAUAUAUGUAAACAUUGAUAGUUCAACUAAGGA
This is a messenger RNA of Gilbertella persicaria, 1050 nucleotides long. Its product is annotated as ras-related GTP-binding protein A. Gene Ontology annotation, biological process: positive regulation of TOR signaling; regulation of autophagy; cellular response to amino acid stimulus. Bases 88 to 993 code for a protein of 301 amino acids. The transcript is spliced from 8 exons. NCBI's taxonomy places the organism in Eukaryota, Fungi, Mucoromycota, Mucoromycetes, Mucorales, Choanephoraceae. Gene Ontology annotation, cellular component: Gtr1-Gtr2 GTPase complex; nucleus; fungal-type vacuole membrane. Gene Ontology annotation, molecular function: GTPase activity; GTP binding. The record is from RefSeq and is a predicted model, not a curated record.